Molecule: messenger RNA, 771 nt
Organism: Microthlaspi erraticum
Lineage: Eukaryota; Viridiplantae; Streptophyta; Magnoliopsida; Brassicales; Brassicaceae
Source: the annotation of a GenBank genome assembly
AUGAACAAGCUCGGCCAACAACAAACUUUCGUUCAAGACGCAUCAAAAGAAAUAAAACGAGAAUUUCCAUUAAGUAUAAAGGAUACGUUUACAAAGCAUGAACAUAAAAACAGUACAAAAGAAGAAGAAAGGAAAAGAUCGGCACAACAGAUCAUCCACGAUCGGCUCAUCAUCCGCUUUAAUACUCGGACGGCACGAAUUGACCCGAAGUACCAGCGUCCAGUUUGGCAGCCUCAUCCGCCAGAGGUCCGAACUCCGACUCGAGCUUGUUCGCCGUCACCACCUCCUCCUGACCGAUCUCCGCCUCAACUUGCUCCACAUCAACCGGCACUUCUCGACCCAGUCAGAAGGAACGGCAACACCGGCUCUCAUAAGUGCCUCGUAAGAGUCACGAACGGCAACCGCCUGAUUCAGAGUCAAAACGCGAGGAUUCAUCCGGUCCUGAUCGGCAAGGAAGGUUUUAACCUUCUUCAAACGAGGCCAGAAGAUAUCGACCGUCUCCCUCUUCGCCUGACGAACCUCCAGAGCGACUCCGUCCUCUUGGCUUCAUCCGCCGAUCGCCUUUCAAGCUCGGCAAUCUUCGACUUCAGCCUCUCAUUCUCAGCACCACGAGAGUCGGCAUCCAAACGAGCCAAGGCAAGAUCGGCUUCACUCCGCUCAAGGCCACUCUCCUUAAGAGCAAGAAUGCCCUUGAGCUCGGCGACCUGGGACUCCGCUCGGCGUUCCUCUCCUUCACCUCAACCAAGUCUGCACGACCCUUUGCCGAUCUAG